AUGGCAACAAAAAAGCCAAUCUUUGACUUGGAAGGAAAUAUUUUAGACCAAUGCACUAGAUUGGUGGACAAGAAGAAAACUUUGAAUGAGUUAUGGUCUGAGAUCUAUAGUUGUGUAAGUGUGGCUGAGCAAAAUGAAGAAGAUCUCACUGAACUUGUUAAAAACCUUCGCGAUUUGAGAUUGGAGAUGGAGGCCAAAAAGAGUGCAAACAACACUCGUAGCAAAACACAAGACAUAGAGCUCCUAAUUGGAUCAGUGGCGCCUAGUGAAAUAACCAUCAAACCUCCAAAGAUAUCAAGUAACAAGGGUAGUGGCACUAGAAGUGGAAAAAGGAUAAAGGGAGAGAGAGAGAAGGCCAUUGAGCAACAUCAAAAGAAAAAGAGGCUAUGUAGCGCUUGCGGAGAGCUUGGAUACCAUGACCUUCGGAAUUGCCCGUCAAAGAUAUCUUCAUGA
Messenger RNA from Beta vulgaris subsp. vulgaris (sugar beet), 453 nucleotides. RefSeq lists its product as uncharacterized. Lineage: Eukaryota; Viridiplantae; Streptophyta; Magnoliopsida; Caryophyllales; Amaranthaceae. The record is from RefSeq and is a predicted model, not a curated record. The transcript has a single exon. Bases 1 to 453 code for a protein of 150 amino acids.